AUUAUCAUCAUCUCUCUCCGGCUCUCUCUCUUCAAGUCUCGAACAUGACAAUCGUGGAGAUGAUAGUGAACAUGGACUGCCAUGGCUGUGAACGCAAAGUUAGAAAGGCCCUUCGAAACAUGAACGGGGUGGAGAGUAUUGAUAUAGACAUGAACAUGCAAAAGGUAACAGUGAGUGGAUGGAUCGAUCAAGAAAAGGUUCUGAGGAAAGUGAGAAGAACAGGAAAGAAAGCUGAGUUAUGGCCAUUUCCGAACAACCCGGAGGUGAUUGGGUACACGCAGGAGUAUGCCGAUAUGUACACUUACCAUAGCGACCCAGCUACUUACUUCCAUGUCGAGCAGCCAGCUGACAUCUCUACGUACAACUACUACGAGCAUGGGUCCAAUGGACAACAACAUGUUACCUAUCAGCACUUGCCUUAUUCGACUGCUGUUGGCGAAAGGGCUACCAUUGCUUUUAGUGAUGAAAAUGUGAAUGCCUGUUCGAUAAUGUGAAUAUAUGUGUACUAGAUUCUUAAACGCUUCAAUUU
Molecule: messenger RNA, 529 nt
Organism: Cynara cardunculus var. scolymus (artichoke)
Lineage: Eukaryota; Viridiplantae; Streptophyta; Magnoliopsida; Asterales; Asteraceae
Product: heavy metal-associated isoprenylated plant protein 28-like
Exons: 3
Coding region: 45-494 (149 amino acids)
Molecular function (GO): metal ion binding
Source: RefSeq, a predicted model, not a curated record